Molecule: messenger RNA, 2562 nt
Organism: Sodiomyces alkalinus F11
Lineage: Eukaryota; Fungi; Ascomycota; Sordariomycetes; Glomerellales; Plectosphaerellaceae
Exons: 9
Coding region: 1-2562 (853 amino acids)
Biological process (GO): nuclear-transcribed mRNA catabolic process, nonsense-mediated decay
Cellular component (GO): telomerase holoenzyme complex
Molecular function (GO): protein binding; telomerase RNA binding; telomeric repeat DNA binding
Source: RefSeq, a predicted model, not a curated record
AUGUCGCAUCGGCCACAUCCUCAUUCCACCACCAUCCCGAACCACCACCACAAGGAUAUUCCCAGUUCUCCAGCCACACCCACCAGAACUCCGGCCCAGUUUCCACCACCGACGUCCCCUACGCCGGUCGCCGACUCUGCCGCAAGCCCAACCACUCCCACUGCGGGGACUCUGUCGGGCCAGGCAGAUGUCUCCUCUGUUGUACCCCAGCCCUCCAGACCGCAAUCUCGACCCGCAAGCCGCCACAGCCUGAAGCGGCCCUCCGCCCGUCAUGGUAAUCGCAUGCCUUCCGAGCCCGCCACCCCGGAAGAUAGAUCGCGACAGAAAGGCAGAGGCGCUAAUCGGGGCUCUCGCGCCGCUUCUCGUUCGAACCCCAAGCCCUCCAAGUCCCGGCACGCAGAACCCUCGAGAGGGGUCCUGCCUCAUCCCUCAUCCGUGACAAGUGCUGCCGCCUCACUCCACGAUGACACAACCAGAAUGCUCAAGCAGCUCGAGACGCGGCAUAUCAACCUAGAACAGCUCGUUGCCGAAGUCAAAGGCAUCUACGCCGGCCUCGUCAUGGUCGAGAGCAAAUGCAUCGAAGUCGAUAAAGUCGAUGCCAACGUCAGUAGUACCAACAAGGCGAGCUCGAGCUCUGGGGAUGACCCGACUGCCAAGGCAAACAACACCGUCCAGUCGGCCAAGUUGAACAACGAGCAAUGGCAAGCGCUCAUCGCCUUGCACCGGACCCUUCUGAACGAGCAUCAUGACUUCUUCCUCGCCAGUCAGCACCCGUCCGCUAGCCCUCCGCUCAAACGACUCGCUGCGAAGUACGCCAUGCCCGCGAGAAUGUGGCGUCACGGCAUCCACUCCUUCCUGGAGCUGCUCCGUCAUCGUCUUCCGGCCUCGCUCGAGCAUAUGCUCACCUUCAUCUACCUCUCCUACAGCAUGAUGGCCCUCUUGUUGGAAACCGUCCCCGCGUUUGAGGACACCUGGAUUGAGUGUCUCGGAGACCUUGGCCGUUAUCGUAUGGCUAUCGAAGACGAUAAUAUGGUGGACCGCGAGGUUUGGACUGGUGUGAGUCGACGGUGGUACAGCAGGGCCUCGGACAAAGCCCCUACCACGGGCCGCCUCUACCAUCACCUGGCCAUCCUGGCACGGCCGAACGGAUUGCAGCAACUGUUCUACUACGCCAAGUCGCUUUGCGUCCCCGUCCCCUUUUCGUCGGCUCGCGAGUCUAUCAUGACUCUUUUGGAUCCUAUUCUCUCGCGCCAACCCACCCGAUUACCUCAGCUGGAUGUGCACUUCAUCUUCGCUCAUGGCGUACUCUUCAGUGGUAAAAAGGAGUCGGAAUUUCCGUCCGCUCUGGAAGGUUUCGUUGACGGGCUGGAUAUUCAUAUUGCAAGGACGUCUCGCAUGUGGCUUGAACCUGGCUACUACAUUGCCGUUGCCAACCUAUGCGCUCUUCUGGGCUACGGCGAACCCACUAACCUGUUUAUGAGGACAUUCAAGGCUCUGAGACCGGAGGACAGCAGCCAGGACCAGCACCCCGUCAAAGAAAGCGACGAGAGGCUCGAGAAAGCACUGGAAUUAAACUGCCGGACGCACCGUGUUGUCUGGGGUCGCUUCAGGGACCCUAGCAUCCUGGCCUACCUUCACGUUGUUAUGGUGUUUCUCGAUCGUGUUGUCCGGCAUAGUAACCUGAUGGCCUACAUGGAGAAGCAGUUCCCCUGGCGACUACUAUCCGCCCAACUGAAUACGUUGCUGGAUGCCUCGGACGCCGCCCUUCGUUUCGACCAAGACGACUUCCCCCGCCCAGAGAAGGAAGCGCCCCGUCCUUUGCCCGAGGAUUACGCGAUGCGGGGCCUACUCUGGGUUGAUAACUACCUGCCCCUGGACUGGUUCACGAACGAGAAGACUGAUGACGAGGAGCGCUAUUUCGAGCUGCCGUCCAUGAUGGAUGCGCGGCGCGUUCGUUGCCUCUGGCUCGGACGCCGUAUCGCGCGACAGGGGAAGUGGUUGUUGUAUGAUGCUGAGACCCGCCAGUUCUCGGUCCCUCCGGAAUACGAGGAGGAUGUUGAUGAGAUGACCUACUUUGCGGCUCAGGGGGAGGUGUUGACCCCCAGCGAUGUCCCGGAGGGGGGCAAUUCGAUGACGGGCCGCCUAGAAACAUUGGGUGAAGCCAUGGACAUGGACAUGGUGUGUAACCUUCAGACGAGGCGGAACGCAAAGGCAAAAAAGCGUCUUCAUUUUGCGAACGGCUUCCUUCUUUCUCGGUUCUCCCUCAAUCUCAUCCCCCUUCGACCUCGGCCUUCACAAUCGCGGGACCCGUCCCGUCCCAUUCCUUCGGAUCCCAGCCUGUUCGCUUUCCACGUUGCACGGACUCGUCGUCCUAUCCGGAAUAUUCGGAUUCACGAGCAAGGCAACCAACUGCUGCGGCUUAUGGAGUACCGGUCCUCUCUGCUAGAAGCCUGGAAAAGGAUAUAUGCUGAGUAUGGACAAGGGUUGAAGUUCAACGUCCUACCUUCUGGUAGCGACGCACUGCGAAGUCAGUUUGGUUUCCUGGAAGAGAAAAUCUUCUGA